Messenger RNA from Pyricularia grisea, 1113 nucleotides. RefSeq lists its product as uncharacterized. The transcript has 2 exons. The record is from RefSeq and is a predicted model, not a curated record. Lineage: Eukaryota; Fungi; Ascomycota; Sordariomycetes; Magnaporthales; Pyriculariaceae. The coding region runs from base 1 to 1113 and encodes 370 amino acids.
AUGUCUACCGCUCACACAGUGUACCUGCCCAUCCUUGACAUGGUCAAAGGUCACCUUGCUGUCAACUCGGUUUUUGUCUUUCUUGUCAUCGUCGUCGUUUCACUCAGAGUCCUUGGCCGUUGCAUAGGACCCGGACUCGGCUGGGACGAUGCACUUGUCGUUGCAGCCAUGCCGCUAGGCGUUGCAAUGCUCGUUUGCAGUGGUUUUUUCGCUCCUAUUGGCAAUGGUUACAACCUUGAGGAAUACCCUGAGCUUCUUGCCAAUGUUCCCUUUAUCCUUCAGCUCACCUUCGGCAUGCAACUUGUCUACGUUACGCUUCUUGCCCUCACCAAGGCCAGCAUGCUCUGUUUCUACCUUCGGGUCUUCUCGACACCCUGGAUGAAGCGAGCGUCCAUAAUCUCACUGGCUGUCAUUGCGGCUUGGUGGGUUUCCUAUGUCUGCGCCUGCAUCUUCAUCUGCGACCCCGUCAGCGCGCAGUGGACCGGCGUUGGCAAAUGUGGCCAGUACAUCUCCAUGAUCCAGUCCCUGAUUGCCACCAACGCCAUCGGCGACGUGGUCAUCAUGAUGAUGCCGAUGAAACAGAUCUGGAGUCUCAAGAUGCGCAAGACGGACAAGGUCGGUGUUUCGGCUUCGUUCCUUUUGGGCACGGCCUGCGUGGUCAUCGCCAUCUUCCGGUUGAUCUACAUCAGCACCGUCGACCUCAACAGCAACGUGACGGGAACCAUGUCGACGACUAUCUUGCUCUUCACCCUCGAGCCGAACUUGGCCAUCCUGUGCAUCAGCAUCCCCAUGCUCAGGCCCUUUUACGUCCUUUACAAGAAGCGGGUGGGCAGCAGUCGGCUCACCGAGGACAAGUCCGGGUACAACAACGGACCCAGCGGAAAUGGCUAUGUCAAGGACAUUUCAAACCACUCUUCCAACGGGAUGCCCAGCCGAUCUGCUCAGGGCAACGGAGCCCCUACCGGCAACUGGGAGCUGGACGACUAUAAGACGAACAAAGUGACCGUCACGACGACCGGGGAUGGAGCUAGCAUCGACAAGCCAUCCGUGAGGCCAAGCGGGCCCUUGGGCGACAUCCGGGUCGACACUGAGUGGCAGGUCAGCCGUGUGUAA